This is a messenger RNA of Phytophthora nicotianae INRA-310, 364 nucleotides long. RefSeq lists its product as hypothetical. The record is from RefSeq and is a predicted model, not a curated record. The annotation marks the transcript as partial. The transcript has a single exon. NCBI's taxonomy places the organism in Eukaryota, Oomycota, Peronosporomycetes, Peronosporales, Peronosporaceae.
AGCGACACCGAGGGAGAUGGAGAACGUGGAGGACCGGGUGCCAAGGAGAAGAAGAGGCUGCGUUGUGACUACUCGCACGCCAUCUUGCGCGAUGGCAAGAAACGCCGCGUGUCGACGCGCACCAAGACUCGCCAUUCGGCGCUGGCGAAACUGGUGUCACCGAUCUCGAACACGGUCGAGCGACUGUUCUUGACGUGCAAGUUGAUCAUGACGCCGCAACGCAGCUGCAUGUUGCCGGCGAACUUCGAGAUGAUCGCCUUCUUGCGCGUCAAUCGCGAAAUGUGGAACGCGUCGACUCUCAUUGAAAAGGAAGAGUAGGUAGGCGGUACGAUCAUUGCUGACUGCAAUACAUUGUUAUUGGCCC